Molecule: messenger RNA, 1752 nt
Organism: Oncorhynchus masou masou (cherry salmon)
Lineage: Eukaryota; Metazoa; Chordata; Actinopteri; Salmoniformes; Salmonidae
Product: zinc finger protein 239-like
Exons: 2
Coding region: 225-1340 (371 amino acids)
Biological process (GO): regulation of transcription by RNA polymerase II
Molecular function (GO): DNA-binding transcription factor activity; RNA polymerase II cis-regulatory region sequence-specific DNA binding
Source: RefSeq, a predicted model, not a curated record
UCAACAGCAGCAACAGUGAGUCAGACACCUCGGUAGCUUAGGACAAAAGAGACGAACCAAUAAAGCUCUUUAGACGCUUUCAUAUAGCCACUGUAUUUUAAACCCACUUCUGUCGUCUAGUUAGUUAUCCGAUUUAAUUUCAUAUUUACGGUGUUGUUGUUAUUAUUAUUCAACUAGCAGGCUGGUUCAGUUAGCAUUAGCCUAGCUAGCUAACAUAUCAGACCAUGAGUUCACUAAGCUACUCUCCUGAUAAAGAAGAGGAGAUCUGCUGGACGGAGAAAGAAGCUCUCGUGAAAGAGGAGGAGGAAGAGGAGGCUGUUACAAUACAAAAACAAGUAGACGGUGAGGCUGUUGCAGUGAAAGAAGAAGAGAAAGAUGCCUUCAGAGUGAAAGAGGAGGAGGAUGUUACAGUAAAAGAAGAGGAGGAAGAGAAAGAGGAGGGUGCAGUUUUUGGAGUGAAGGAGGAGGAGGGGGAGAUGACUGUCACAUCGAAAGAGGAGGAGGAGGAAACUGGAUAUCUGGGCCCGUUUUCCCAAACGCAACUUAAGGCAUCCAAUGGUAACGAUGAAUUUAGCCUUAAGAUGGUUUUGAGAAACCGUUCCCUGAUUAACACUAGAGAGAGACUUGACUAUCAUGGAUCCUCUGGGGAGCCUGAACAACAACAUGGUGCAGAGCAGAGUCUCUCCACAUCAGAACAUUUCAAUAAACACCAGCGGACACCCACAGGAGAGAAAUCUAACCACUGCUCUGUCUGUGGGAAGAGUUACUCAAGAUCAGAUUCAUUGAAAGCACACCAGAGAAUUCACACUGGAGAAAAAUCUUAUAGCUGUGAUCAAUGUGGGAAGAUUUUUGCUACAUCAAGCAAGCUGACUAUACACCAGAGAAAACACACAGGAGAGAAAUCUUUCCACUGCUCAGACUGUGGGAAGAGUUACUCAAGAUCAGAUUCACUGAAAGCACACCAGAGAAUUCACACUGGAGAGAAACCUUAUAGCUGUGAUCAUUGUGGGAAGAGUUUUACUACAUUGAGCCAGCUGACUUUACACCAGAGCAAUCACACAGGAGAGAAACCUUACAACUGCUCUGACUGUGGAAAGAGUUUUGUUUUAUCAGGAUAUUUAAAAUCACACCAGAGAAUACACACAGGAGAGAAACCGUAUAGCUGUGAUCAAUGUGACAAGAGAUUUAGUCACUCAAGCAGCCUGAUUGUACACCAGAGAACACACACAGGAGAGAAGCCUUAUAGCUGUGAUCAAUGUGGGAAGAGUUUUACUGAAUCUACUCAGCUGACUAAGCACCAGAGAAAACACACAGGGGAGGAAAUAUCAUCAUUCUUGUGACUGGAAAGAGUUUUGUUUUGUCAGGACUUUUAUAAUCACACCAGACGAGACACACAGGAGAGAAGUCUCAUAGCCGAAAACAACAUGACAAAAGACACUCUGAUAAAAUAUCUGAUGAAACAUCAUUCAUGAAGGAGUUGAAUGCUUUUAACAUUGUAGUAGGAGUAUUCUAAUGAUGUCACAAUGUAGAACCCUAAACGUUUGUCCCCUGUUCUAUUGAUUUCAGCAUGAUGUGGAUAUUAGCCUCAUCAGGGGGAAAAUCCAGGUUCUGAAUUGAAAGAGUACUAUUUAUUUGAUUAACAAAAAAGAAAGUUGUGUUGCACUAUUUUAGUUUUUUUAAUCGUCUUAUGUUUUGUUGUGUAGUAAAUAUUUCAGUUUUAAUUUUCAUUGUUUUUAUUCGUCCAUGUCUGAA